Messenger RNA from Sciurus carolinensis (gray squirrel), 1113 nucleotides. It is a transcript of the gene Slc25a41, whose product is annotated as solute carrier family 25 member 41. Gene Ontology annotation, molecular function: ATP transmembrane transporter activity. NCBI's taxonomy places the organism in Eukaryota, Metazoa, Chordata, Mammalia, Rodentia, Sciuridae. Bases 1 to 1113 code for a protein of 370 amino acids. The record is from RefSeq and is a predicted model, not a curated record. Gene Ontology annotation, biological process: transmembrane transport. The transcript has 7 exons.
AUGGGAGUUGAUCCUGAAGAAGCCCAGAAGCCUUGCUCUAGGGUCCAGACCCUGUUUAAGAGGGUCAAGACCUUACUGGCUGAAGUGCCACCCCCGCCCCCACCCCCACCCCCGCCCCCUGCCUGGAACCCAGGCUGUGCACACGUGUAUGGGUACGUGUUUGGGCAUGUGCUUGAAAACAACCUGGAACAUCUCCCAUCACAACAGGUGCUGGAUACAGGGGAGCAACUGAUGGUCCCCGUGGAGGUCCUGGAAGUGGAUGGCGAGGGGGCCUUGUGGAAGUUCCUGCUGUCGGGGGCCAUGGCUGGGGCGGUGUCUCGCACAGGCACAGCCCCUCUGGACCGCGCCAAGGUGUAUAUGCAGGUCUACUCCUCCAAGACCAACUUCAUGAACCUGCUGGGCGGGCUGCGGAGCAUGGUCCAGGAGGGCGGCGUCCGCUCCCUGUGGAGGGGCAACGGAAUCAACGUGCUCAAGAUCGCCCCCGAGUACGCCAUCAAGUUCUCCGUGUUUGAGCAGUGCAAGAAUUACUUCUGUGGAGUCCACGGGUCCCCACCCUUUCAGGAACGGCUCCUCGCUGGCUCCCUGGCUGUGGCCAUCUCUCAGACGCUCAUCAACCCCAUGGAGGUGCUGAAGACAAGGCUGACCCUGCGCCGCACGGGUCAGUACAAGGGACUGCUGGACUGCGCCAGGCAGAUCUUGGAGCGGGAGGGCACCCGUGCUCUUUACCGAGGCUACCUGCCCAACAUGCUCGGCAUCAUCCCCUACGCCUGCACUGACCUGGCCGUCUAUGAGAUGCUACGGAACUUAUGGCUGAAGUCAGGCAGGGACAUGGAGGACCCCAGUGGCUUGGUCAGUCUGUCAUCUGUAACGCUGUCCACAACCUGCGGCCAGAUGGCCAGUUACCCACUGACUUUGGUGCGCACCCGGAUGCAGGCGCAAGACACCGUGGAAGGCUCAAACCCCACCAUGCGUGGCGUCUUUCAGAGGAUCUUGGCCCAGCAGGGCUGGCCGGGACUGUACCGAGGCAUGACCCCCACAUUGCUGAAGGUGUUGCCGGCGGGUGGCAUCAGCUAUGUGGUAUACGAGGCCAUGAAGAAAACCCUGAGUGUAUAG